AUGGGUGGCCUACAGUACUCCUCCGCUACAGUACUACUAUUUUUAGCUUUGGGUCUCGCCACGGCGUUGGAUAAUGGAUUAGCAAGGUAAGGGGGUUACUGUAGUUUUUGGCGCCAGUAUUUUGAUAUCAAAUAUGACUAGGUUCGGGUUACUGUAGAUCUACAGUAACCCUGGGCUUGUUUGGUCUCAAAAUGAUCGCAAGAAAAACUACAGUAACCCAAAAUUGUUCGCUUCAGGACCCCACCAAUGGGUUGGAUGUCGUGGACGGCGUUCUACUGUGAAAUUGAUUGUGUCAAACAUCCGACUGGUUGUAUCAAUGAGCAAUUGUAUAAGGAUAUGACGGAUCGAUUGGGUGAGUGGCGGGAAAUUUGAAAAAUUCAAAAAAUUUGCGAUUUUUUGAGUAUAAAUAUGCCUAUAGGGUUGGGAGCCUUGUGGAAGUCUUUGUCAAGGAGCGGAGCCUUGAGAGCACCGUUGUCUGUAGGAGCCGCGGCUUGAGAACCCCUGUUUCAAGCAGCCGAGCCUUGAGAGUAUGUUUGUCAAGCAGCCGCGCUUUGAGAACCAAGUAGUCUAGGAACCACGCCUUGUCGACCUCUAUGUCAAGCAUCUGCGCCCUGUGAAUCCCCUUUUCAAGCAGCUGAGCCUUAAGAACCCCCUUUUCAAGCAGCCACGCCUUCUAGAGCCACAGCCCCUGAGAGCAUGUAUGUCAAGCAGCCGAGCCUUGAGAACCUACCUCUCAAGCAGCCGCGCCUCGAGAAACUAUUUGUCAAGCAGCCGCGCCUUGAGAACCCAUAUUUCAAGCAGCCGAGCCUUGUCGAUCCUUAUGACAAGCAGCCGAGCCUUGAGACUAUGCUUGUCAAGCAGCCGAGCCUUCUAGAGCUUCAUGUCAAGCAGUCGAGCCUUGAGAAUCCCCUUUUCAAGCAGUCGCGCCUUCUAGAGCUUCAUGUCAAGCAGCCGAGCCUUGAGAGCAUGUUCGUCAAGCAGCUGAGCCUUGAGGCACCCCUGUUGCAAGCAGCCGAGCUUUGAGAACCUAUUUGUCUAGGAGCCACGCCUUGAAAGCAUGUUCGUCAAGCAGCCGAACCUUCAGACACCCUUUUUCAAGCAGCUGAGCCUUAAAAGCAUGCUCGCCAAGCAGCCGAGCCUUGAGGACCUAAAAACACGGUUCUAGGCCUAAAAUCCCCCAAAAUUCCCGAUUUUCACCCGAUUUUUUCAGCCGAAGACGGAUAUCUGGAAGCCGGCUAUCAUUCGGUGCACAUUGAUGAUUGUUGGUCAGAAAUGGAGAGAGAUUCGAACGGGGUGCUGGUGGCGAACAAGACAAGAUUCCCAAGUGGAAUGAAAGCGCUGGCGAAAUAUGUAAGGGGGGUUUUGAGCCAGGGCGGAAAAUUUGGGAUUUUUUGAGUAUAAAUAAGGCCAGAGCCCGGUAAUCCACGUUUUUUGAGUCCGAACAAGCCUAGAGGCCCAUUUCGGCUCAAAAUUUGGGAUUUUUUGAGCCCGAAUAAGCCUAGAGCCCAAGAAAUGCCCAAAAUGUCCAAUUUCAGAUGCACGACAAGGGCAUAAAUUUUGGAAUCUAUGAGGAUUACGGUACCAAGACUUGCGGAGGAUAUCCGGGAAGUUAUCAACAUUUAAAAACGGACGCGGAAACUUUUGCCGCGUGGGAUGUGGAUUAUUUGAAAUUGGAUGGUUGUAAUAUAAAUUUGGAUCUAAUGCCAAUCGGAUAUCCGGAAAUGGGAAGAGAAUUGAAUAAAACUGGUAGACCUAUUAUAUAUUCGUGUAGUUGGCCGGCUUAUUUAGUGGGUAUGUAUUUUUCAGCCAUUUUCAGCGAUUUCCAUGAGUUUCAGCGCAAAAUUUGGGUCUGGAAACGUAUUUUUCCCCUGGUUGAUCCAUUUUUUUUGGAAUUUUUGGCACAAUUUUGGUUUAAGCGUUUCUAGACCCAAAUUUUGUGCUGAAAACGCUGGAAUUAUUGAUUUUCAGAGAAUUUCAGCGAUUCCAUGAGUUUCAGCGCAAAAUUUGGGUCUAGAAACAUAAUUUCUACAGUAACCAGGUUGAUCCAUAUUUUUUUUUUUGGAAUUUUUGGGCACAAUUUUUGUUUAAGCGUUUCUAGACCCAAAUUUUGCGCUGAAAACGCUGGAAUCAUUGAUUUUCAGAUAUUUUCAGCUAUUCUAUGAGUUUCAGCGCAAAAUUUGGGUCUAGAAACAUUUAAAAGAGUACUGUAGAAAAUUGUGCAAAAAAUUCCAAAAAAGGUUCAACUGGGUUACUGUAGAACAUUCUUCUAGGCUGAAAUUUUGCGCUGAAAACGCUGAAAAUUCUGAAAAUCACUGAAAAUCAAGCUUUUCAUGAGUUUCAGCACAGAAUUUGGGUCUAGAAACAUAUUUUCUACAGUAAUCCGGUUGAUCCAUUUUUUUUUGGAAUUUUCGGCACAAUUAUUGUUUAAGCGUUUCUAGACCCAAAUUUUGUGCUGAAACUCAUGCAAAUACUAGUUUUCAGCGAUUUUCUGCAUUUCCACGAGUUUCAGCGCAAAAUUUCAGCCUAGAAACAUUUAAAAGGGUACUGUAGAAAAUUGUGCAAAAAAUUCAAAAAAAAAUGGAUCAACCAGAAAAUCGCCGAAAAUGAACUUCUGGACUGCAAUUUUGCGCUGAAAACGCUGAAAACGCUGAAAAUCGCUGAAAAUCAAUAAUUCCAGCGUUUUCAGCGCAAAAUUUGGGUCUAAAAAAUUGUACAAAAACAAGUUUCUAUACCCAAAUUUUGUGCUGAAAACGCUGAAAAUGUCCAAUUUUUUCAUAGAUCAACCGCAAAAAGUGGAUUAUAAUUUGAUUGGAAAAUGGUGUAAUACUUGGCGUAACUUCGAUGACAUCAAUUCCUCGUGGAAAUCAAUUCAAAGUAUCAUAAACUACUACGAUCAUAAUCAGGAUAAACAUAUUCCAACACAUGGACCCGGAAAAUGGCAUGAUCCAGAUAUGUUAGUUAUCGGAAAUCCGGGCAUUACUGUAGAUAUGAGUUUGGCACAAAUGACUAUUUGGUGCAUUUGGGCGGCUCCGUUGAUUAUGUCGAAUGAUUUGAGAAUUAUUGGAAAAGAAUUUCGAGACAUUUUAUUGAAUAAAGAAGCAAUUAGGAUAAAUCAGGAUCGAAUGGGAAUUAUGGGAAGAUUGGUGGCGAAUGUGAGUGGACCGGGCUUUGGGCUUUGGGCUUGGGUUGAAGGGCUUCAGGCCAAUGAGCAUACACUCGCUCCGCUCGCCGCUACGCGGAAGAUAGUGGCGCUUCGCGCGAGCUUGCGGGGAGACUAGCGGCACGCCGCUAGUCGUAGGCUAGAUGGCUAGAGACGCAGAGGGAAAUACACUCGCUCCGCUCGAGCCGCUGCGCGGAAGCUUGCACCAGACAGCUAGAGAGUAUAGAGAUGGUUAGAGACGCAGAGGGGCUAGACGGCUAGAUAUUGCGGGAUUUCAAGAGAGUGUGGAGAAGCUAAAGAUUAUAUGAAGGUUAGUGACGCAGAGAAAUUAGACAUCUAGAGACAGUUAGAGACGCAGAAAAACAGGCAGCUAGAUAAGGUUAGAGAGCACUAGAUUCGUUUGAGAGAGGCUACUAGGCUAGACAACUAGAGAAAGGUUAGAGACGCAGAGACGCUAGAGAACCAGAGACAGUUAGAGACGCAGAGGGAUAUACACUCGCUGCGCUCGAGCCGCUGCGCGGAAGAUUCCAGGGCGCUUCGCGCGAGAUAGCUAGAGAGCAUAGGGAAGUUAGAGACGCAGAGAAGCUGGACAGCUAGAAAGUAAAGAAUUUCUAGAGAGUGUAGAUAAGUUAGACAGCUAGAGAAUAUUAUAAGGUUAGAGACGCAGAGAAAUUAGACAUUUAGAUAUGGUUAGAGACGCAGAGGGCAUACACUCGCUCCGCUCGAGCCGCUUACGCGGAAGAUUCCGGGGCGCUUCGCGCAAGCUUGCGGAAAAAUUUUCAAAUUUAAUCUGUUGCCACGUGGGCAAAGUACAAUUCCUCUGCGUCUCUAACCUCUCUACUUCAGCUCCUCUGCGUCUCUAACCUCCUUAUGCUCUCUAGCUGUCUGCCGCAAGCUUGCGCGAAGCGCCCCGGAAUCUUCCGCGCAGCGGCUCGAGCGGAGCGAGUGUAAAUCCCUCUGCGUCUCUAACCUCUCUACCUCAGCUCCUCUGCGUCUCUGACAUGUUCUGGUUGUCUAGCUCCUCUGCGUCUCUAACUCCCUCGUGUUCUCUGGCUAUCUAAUUCCUCUGCGUCUCUAACCUUCUCAUGAUCUCUAGCUAUCUAGCUCCUCUGCACUCUCUCCCCUCCCUAUACUCUCUAGCUGUCUUGCGCGAAGCGCCCCGGAAUCUUCCGCGCAGCGGCUCGAGCGGAGCGAGUGUAUGUCCCUCUACAUCUCUAACCUCUCUAGCUCACCUUCUCGUGAUCUCUAGCUGUCUAGUAUCUCUGCGAUCUCUCAAAUCUUACACUCUCUAGCUGUCUAGCCCCUCUCCAUCUCUAACCUCCUCCAUAUUUUUUUGCAGACCACCGACAUUGGUCUCUACGUCAAGCCCCUCUCCUCUGAGAGCCCUGAAGUCAGUUUGUCAUUCGCCAUCGCAAUCCUGAAUCGCAACCUCUCCACCCCAAAAUCCGUGCAAUUCCACCUCAAACAUCUCGGUCUCACAAAUCAAUUCGGAUAUCGAGUUCGCGAAAUUUGGAGCGGAAAAGAUUAUGGGCGGAAGAUGCCGCAUGACGAGGUGGAGAUCCGCGUGAAUCCGACGAGUGCCGCACUCUUCCGCGCCGAUCCGCUUGCUGGAAAUGAGCCGAGAUUUGAGAAGAAACCCGAAAUGCCGUGGUGGUGGUUGUAG
This is a messenger RNA of Caenorhabditis angaria, 4823 nucleotides long. The record is from the annotation of a GenBank genome assembly. NCBI's taxonomy places the organism in Eukaryota, Metazoa, Nematoda, Chromadorea, Rhabditida, Rhabditidae.